Molecule: messenger RNA, 2790 nt
Organism: Fukomys damarensis (Damara mole-rat)
Lineage: Eukaryota; Metazoa; Chordata; Mammalia; Rodentia; Bathyergidae
Gene: B3glct
Product: beta 3-glucosyltransferase
Exons: 15
Coding region: 628-1422 (264 amino acids)
Cellular component (GO): membrane
Molecular function (GO): acetylglucosaminyltransferase activity
Source: RefSeq, a predicted model, not a curated record
GUCAAGAGAACUCAGGAUUUGGAGAAAAGUGUUAUAUCAAGAGAAAAUCACAUAAACUUAAAAGAAAUUAUAUUUGUCAUCCAGAGUCAAAGCAAUUCUUUUCAUGCAAAGAGAGCAGAGCAAUUGAAAAAAAGAAUUUUAAAGCAGGCUGCAAAUCUUACACAGGAACUCCCCAGAGUCCUCCUCCUUCAUCAGUUGGCUAAGCAGGAAGGUGCAUGGACCAUCCUUCCGUUGUUACCACAUUUUUCUGUAUCAUAUAGCAGAAAUUCAUCAUGGAUUUUCUUCUGUGAAGAAGAGACAAGAAUACAAAUUCCAAAACUCUUAGAAGCACUCAGACGAUAUGACGCAUCUAAGGAGUGGUUUUUAGGAAAAGCAUUGCAUGAUGAAGAAUCUACAAUAAUUCACCAUUAUGCCUUUUCUGAAAAUCCUACGGUUUUUAAAUAUCCAGAUUUUGCUGCUGGCUGGGCCCUUAGUAUUCCACUUGUUAACAAGCUCACCAAGAGAUUAAAGAGCGAAUCCCUGAAAUCUGACUUUACGAUAGAUUUAAAACAUGAGAUUGCCCUCUACAUCUGGGACAAAGGUGGAGGACCUCCCCUUACCCCUGUGCCCGAGUUUUGUACAGAAAUUAUGGACUCACACUGUGCUACCACAUUCCAUUCUUUUCUGCCACUUUGUGGAAAACCAGUGAAGAAGGAGGAUAUUUUUGUUGCAGUAAAAACAUGCAAGAAAUUUCAUGGUGAUAGACUACCCAUUGUAAAGCAGACUUGGGAGGGACAGGCAAGUCUAGUCGAGUACUACAGCGACUAUGCAGACAGCGCCAUCCCUACUGUGGAUUUGGGGAUUCCUAAUACAGAUAGAGGUCAUUGUGGAAAAACAUUUGCCAUUUUGGAAAGAUUUUUGAAUCAUAGCCAUGACAAAAUAGCAUGGCUAGUCAUUGUGGAUGAUGAUACACUAAUAAGCAUCUCCAGGCUGCAGCACUUGCUUAGCUGCUACAACUCCAGUGAACCAGUGUUUCUGGGAGAACGCUACGGCUAUGGGCUGGGCACUGGUGGUUAUAGCUAUGUCACAGGAGGAGGAGGGUUGAGGCGACCAUGGAUGGCAACCCGAAGCAUGGUCUUCAGCAGAGAAGCCAUUAGGAGACUUCUCGCCAGUAAGUGUCGAUGCUACAGCAACGAUGCACCUGACGACAUGGUCCUGGGCAUGUGCUUCAGUGGCUUGGGAAUCCCUGUGACACACAGUCCCCUCUUCCAUCAGGCCCGGCCAGUGGAUUACCCUAAAGACUACCUUUCUCAUCAAGUUCCCAUAUCAUUCCACAAACACUGGAACAUCGAUCCAGUGAAGGUGUAUUUCACGUGGUUGGCACCCAGGAAGGAAGACAAAGCUUCACAGCAUAUACAAGACGGUGUUAGGGAAGAGUUGUAAGGCAUGGUGCCCUAUGGGCAGUUUGGGGAAGGUGCUGAUGUGGAAACUUGGCCUCCUCUCACUGUGAUGUCCACUUACACUGCUUGUAGAUUCCACAUGGCCUCAGACACUUCCUGACUUCAAGUGGAAAUAAUGUAAAUGGCAUUUUUGAUGUGGAAAGAAAAGGAAUCAGAGGGUAAAAUAAUUUUUUUUUCUGGGAAAAAUUACUUGCUUUUGACUUACACAGUUAAUGUAAUACAGUGAUUACUGUACAUUUUUCAAGCUGUGUGAUACAGCAGCUUUAUUACUGUCACAGGAAAAUAAAUGGUACCAGAAGUUCCAUUUCUCUUCUCUCCCUUCAUUAUGGUGAGUUUCAUUUGGGCAUAAACUAGAGAUGUGACUGUUGUCCCUAGAUAAAGAAGAGUGAAUGUCUAUUGUCAUGGAUUUUGCCGAGCAUGAACUUUUAAACCAUAUUAUUGAUGGUGAAAUUUGGUUCCUGGGAACUCAGUAGGAAGGGUUGAGUUGAGGAUCAUUCAUAAAACAUCAUAAAAGUCUAACUUUGAAAUCCCCUGUAGUUUACAUACUCAUGGUUGUUACAUUUCAUUCUUUUGCUGUUUGCACCUCAUAACAAGAACAAGAGGUCUGCUGGAGCUUCCUCUUUGUUCUGAAAUUCAUCUGGAUGCCAUUUCUCCCUGAAACUCCAUCUUUAUGGCCACUGACAAGGGUACUGGAUGCUGCCAGAUAGCAGUGAUCAGUCUUGAAAAACAGUGUUGAUGUGUUUCACUCAACUCAGCAAGCUCCAUGUGAAUCUCAGAAAGUCAGUUGUAUUUGAACAUGGUGUUGUACUUUUAUCUUUCUUUGAAUGUUACUUAAUGACUCUUCUGGCUCAUAACAGAUAGCCCCAACCUUAAUGAUGAAACCCUUGUAGAAGGAUGCUCGAUGAUCGUGCAGUUCCUCUGGCUUUUUAAAGAAUGACAUUUGAACAUCGAAUUUUGAACUUUCAAAUCAUGUCUUUAAUAUAUAAUAAUUUAACACAUUCAUGUUAAUGUAUAAAAAUUACUCUAUUUUAAUGCUUUAUAUAAUUCAGUUUUGUAAAGGUAUUUGUGUAAGAUUUGAUUUUAAUAUGCAGUAAACUAAUUUUGGUAUAGUAAAAUACUUUCUUCUCUCCCUCUUUUUUAAAACUAAGCACUACUGUUCAUUUACUUUGCUUAUAACGCUUUUUGUACCUAAGCACAGGGUAUUAAGCCAUACCACCAAAAGUACCUGUGUGUAUAUUGUUUUUUAACAAUAUAUUUUCCAUGUAGCUUAGACCUGACUCAUGCAAAAUGAUGCAAUAAUAUUUUUCCAUAAUAUCAAGUACUAGGAUGAGUGUGUUUCAUCCUGGUACAA